This is a messenger RNA of Daldinia vernicosa, 1395 nucleotides long. RefSeq names its product WW domain binding protein 11-domain-containing protein. The record is from RefSeq and is a predicted model, not a curated record. NCBI's taxonomy places the organism in Eukaryota, Fungi, Ascomycota, Sordariomycetes, Xylariales, Hypoxylaceae. Gene Ontology annotation, biological process: RNA processing. The transcript is spliced from 2 exons. Bases 198 to 1010 code for a protein of 270 amino acids.
CUGCAAGAACCCAUAUUUUCCAUAUUUCAUCAAGAAUCCAUAUUUCAUAACUACCUCCUACGUACUAACCUACUUUAAUAUUCCGUCCCCAACGGCGCGUUUCCACACGAUUUAUGCUGAAAUGCAACGCAGUUUCUAACGACCAUCAAUCUCUCGCAGUAACCGUAAUAUACCUUGUUGUUUGACUACCAUCUACCAUGCCGAAGGAGAAGAAUUUCAACCCGGUGCAGGCUCAGCGCAAAGCUGACAAAGCCAAAGCGCUCAAGAAAGGCAAGGCAGAAGCCGCCGCACGCCGAAAUGAGAAGCUCGCGAAGCGAAACCCUGAGAGGUUACAAAAGCAGAUCGAUGACCUAAAGAAGAUUACCUCUAGCGGCGGCAAACUCACUAAGCACGAAGAAUCGGUACUAGAAGGGUUGGAACGCGACCUAAAAGCAGUUAAUAAGGCCAGGGAAGCACUGGGCGAUAAGGCGCCGUCUUUUGGCCGCAGUGGUGGUUUUAAAGGCGACGGUCAAGGGAACAAUAAUGUGCUGGGCAAGCGAAGAAGAGGCGGCGAUGAUGGCCUAAGCAGCGAUAGCGACGUGCCAGACGAUGUCAAAAGUAUCCCUAUGCCGCGAGACACGCCGCCGCCAAUUCCGAAGGAGAUACUAGACAAAUGGUAUGCGAAACGCAGGGCGGCACGAAAUGCAAACGAUACACCGCUGGGCGGUGGUCAAGACAAGCAACCGCCGCCAACCGCGCCGGUGGUAGAAUCUAAGACGGUAUAUGAAUCGAAACCGAUAGUACGCGAUUUGCGCAAGGAAGCCGUUAGCGCAUUCGUGCCUACGGUAGUUCGGAUGAAGAUGGAAAAGAGCAAAGGCCACAGUGGUCUAAUGGAGCCUGAAGAAGCAGACCGUUUGGAGAAAGAAGGCUACCUCAAAGCUAUUCCGGCCCAAAAUGACGCGUCAGAAUCCAGUACGACGACAGGGCCCCAAAAAGUUUCGAUGGAGGAAGUGGAAGACGAUCAAGAUUAAGCCGAUCGAAAUUAAAGAACCAUCCAACUUAUUCUCGGGGUGGCCGUUAGAGUCGGGUCCGUUCCUAUUAGUUGAAAGUGCGGCGGUUCCUACCUAAACGCCAUGACUGCCGAUAAAGUGCAGAGCUUGGCUGUUACACUUUGGCUAAAAUCCUACCUAGGUUAGGUAGUGUUCCCCUGCUUCCUGGAGGAGGGACGUGCCGUCCCUUCGUCGCUGGUGCCUGCAGUCAGAGACGAUUCCUGGUAAGAAAGAUGGCUUAUCAAAAGGUCUGUUGGUUCUAGAUACCUAAGUCUGGAGCAUUGGGUAUCACUCUAGCCAGGGGUCAGGGGUAGGACCGGUAGUGAAAGGUUUUGUGGAGGUAAAUGGAUCUCUAGCGGCUGUGUAG